Molecule: messenger RNA, 1594 nt
Organism: Closterium sp. Naga37s-1
Lineage: Eukaryota; Viridiplantae; Streptophyta; Zygnematophyceae; Desmidiales; Closteriaceae
Source: the annotation of a GenBank genome assembly
CAACGUGGAGGUGCAGCGCAUAUACGCCAACUUCCAUUUCUCCAUGGGCCACCACCACACCGUCCUAUCCACAGCACAACACGUCCUCAGCAUCGCACCAUCAGACAUCGAGAUGCGCUUCCUGGAAGCUUCGUGUCUGCACGCCAUGGGCCGAUGGGCUGAAGCGGUGCGCAAGUACAACGACCUUAUGAGCCUCGCCCCACCACCAGGCACCGACCCUGGCAGGCUCUACCAGGCCUUUUACCAGAGGGAGGUGGCGCUGUACAUGGCAGCAAGGCAGAGCAAGCCCCUCUCUCUCUUCCGACCAUUGGACCACCUUGGACCUCUCUUCAAUGAAGCGUGGAGCAAGCGCAUGCCGCCCUCCAUGCUCUUCCCCGGAUACGAGCUCCAGAAGGAAGGGCGCGCACAUGGUGGCACAAAAAGGCCAGGCGCAGCAGGGGAGGAUGAUGCGGUGCUGCCGCCCCCUGUGCUGCAGGUGGUGGGGGCGGCUGAGCGGCUGGGCGCACUCACAGCGUACGACUGGCACGGAUUUCUGCCCAACAUGCGCCAGUACCGCAUGGCAGGGCUGGCAAUGAUGGACCUUCGGGACCUGGUGCGCCGCACAUGGGCAGUCAUGGCGGAGGAGAGAGACAGCGUGGUGGAGAGCGGUGCGAAUGAGCAGCAGGCGGAGGGCAAGCGGGGUUCGGGAGGGAAAAGAGGGCAGCGGCGGCAGCAGCGAGAACAGCAGGAGGAGGAAGGGGGAGGAGAGGAGAGGAAGGGAGGGGAGGGGAGGGAGCCAAGCACGGCCGUGGUUUGGAUGGAUCGACUCAGUGAGAGCGAGCAGCAUGCAACACUGGACACGCCACUCAUGAACGGGCAGUCCAUCAACGCACGCUACUCGCCCUACUACAACCGCACCCUUCAUCUACUGCACGCGCUCAUGCUGCAGAGGGCACCAUCAGCAGCAGACAGGAUGGAGCAGCUGGCAGUGGCAGGGAGUGUGGAGGAGGUGUGGGCAGUGGCGGGUGGAGACUCAUGGGCCACCAUUCCCUGCCACAGCACAGCAUCCCCUGGCACACUGCUUAACGGCACUCGAAUCACCCUCUCCCGCACUCCCACGUACUACCGGCUGUCCAUCAACGUGUUUGUCACGCAGCAGCGCAUCCAGCAGUACAACCACGAGAUGGACGCCGCAUGGAAGGCGCUGUGCGCAGCAUACCUUGACUCAAGGCUGAAGGAAAGCAACAUCACGGAGUAUCGGCAUCGUAUUCACCGCGCCAUCCUCACCCUCUCCUUCUACUGGUACCAGUACGGGCCACUGACCCGCGGCACGGCCAUGGUGGGGUAUGUCACCAUGCUGGGGCUGUUCCUGGCAGCGGACAUGCAGGUCACAGCAAAUGCACCACGGGGAUUUCAGGUUGACUGGGAGGCUAUCCUCUCCCCGCACGUGGACUCCUUCAUAGCUACUGUCUCUCCAUGGCUCGUUCCCUCCAUCGAUUAUGACUGCCCCAUCUUUCACAACCUCUCCUCAGCACCAAUUGCUGAGUCACUUCCGUCUCUCCAGCACGUGAUCCACGCUCUCACCUACUCUGACAAACCUGCUCCUGCUUUUUGA